AUGGGCUGCAUUCUGUCGUCAUCAAAUGAUUCCGGUGGAAAUCGAAGGAAGCCGGGGAGUAUUGGAGAUGUUUCUGUCUAUGUUCCCGGUCUAAGAAUUCCUAAACCAGUUGAUUUUGCACAGUCACUUGGUGAUUAUUUGUCGAAGAGCACAGUGGAACGCUUAUCUGCUCUUAGAACUCGUAUAGUUGUAAUGGCUGGUCAAGAAGGUCCUACAGUUACAAGAACAAAAAGAAAAAGUGCAACACAACAUGGAGGUUCAACAUUGGCUGAUCUUCUACAGGCUCUGGAAGACUACUUACCGGUACUUUUGGGAUUAGUCGAUGAUGGAAGCAAUUUACAAUACAAAGUACAAUUUAUAUGGGUGAAUCAAGAGGAUGAAGCAGAGGAAACAGCGAUGUCUAAUGCUUGGUAUGAAGUGUUGUCAGUUUUGCACUUGAUGGCAACACUAUUGUUAUCACAGGCUAAUUUAUUACUUCUUCCAAGAACAUCCACCGAUGGUUCUCAGCCAAAAGUAUCAGAAGAAAACAGACGAGCCUCUGUUGAUAUCUUCUUAAAGUCAGCUGGAUAUCUUGAUUGUGCUGUCAGAGAUGUUCUUCCACAGUUGCCUGCUGAGAUCAGGAGAAAUUUACCAGUAGACCUCGCAGAGGGAGUUCUUCGAGCACUCUGUCUACAAACAUUGGGACAGGGCGUAGAUAUCCAACUUGGAAUGGCAAUUGAUAGCACCAAAGCCACUCUUGCGGUGAAGCGUAGACUUGCAUGUGAGAUGGUGAAAUAUUGGCAACAGGCUCAAGAUAAUAUUACGAACCUUCCGCUAGCAAAUGGUUGGGGUGAAAAACACCGUCUUUAUGUCAAAUGGAAGUAUAUUGAAUCAAAGGCUGCGGCAUAUUAUUAUCAUGGUUUGAUUCUUGACGAGGGAAAUACAGAAAAAUCUCAUGGGAUGGCUGUAGCUGCUCUACAAGCAGCAGAUGAGUAUUUCAAAGAGAGUAAGAAGCUCUGUGAGGCAUUCAACGCAGCGGCUCCAUUGUCAAGGAACCCACCACUUUGGGGGACCAUGAAAUACCUCUCUGAGAAAAUUCCCAAGGAUACUUCAAGCAAGGUUCGAAUAAACCGCGAUCUAUACACUUACGAAAGAAUCAUGGAAACGGCGCCGACAUUGCCUGAUUUUGCAUUGGCCUUGAAACCAGACGAUUAUCAGCUUCCACAAGUGAGUCCUUCAUGGAGAACAGAAAAUGUGAAAGGAGGACAAACUGGCUCCCCCAACAACAAUAUCAAGGGAUGA
Lathyrus sativus (Indian pea) is the source of this 1281-nucleotide messenger RNA. NCBI's taxonomy places the organism in Eukaryota, Viridiplantae, Streptophyta, Magnoliopsida, Fabales, Fabaceae. The record is from the annotation of a GenBank genome assembly.